AUGGCUGAUACGAACGAGAACUCCGGUGAGAAUUCCGGCAAGCAAAUGACUGAUAUCGCCUUCAUGGCUGAAUGCUUCAAGCACCUUAAUGGGCCGUUCAAUGUGGACCUGGCUGCCGUUGCUGAGGGCUUGGGCUAUAAAAAUCACAACUCAGUGGGAAACCGCUUACGUGCAAUCAAGAAGAAAUGGGGUAUUGGUGCUGCCGAUGGUGCCGAAGCUGGUGCAGACGGUGCCACCCCGGCCGCUCCCAAGACUCCUCGCAAGGGGCCCAAAGCAGCUCGUGGACCAUUGAAGGCCAAAGCAGAAGGCGAUGAGGAAGAAGCCAAGCCUAGCGGCAGCCCUGCAAAGCGUGGUAGGAAGCCUGCUGCCAACGGCGGCGGUCGCAAGCGUAAAACUGCCGCUGCUUCCAACGAGAAAGAGAAUGUGGAUCCCAAAGAAGAUGAGGCAGAGGUCCCUAAGACUGAGCCUAAGACCGAACCCAAGGCUGAAGAUGAAGGGGUUUCGAAGGAUGCUACGGAUGAGAAUGUUGCUUAG
Molecule: messenger RNA, 534 nt
Organism: Arthroderma uncinatum
Lineage: Eukaryota; Fungi; Ascomycota; Eurotiomycetes; Onygenales; Arthrodermataceae
Exons: 2
Coding region: 1-534 (177 amino acids)
Source: RefSeq, a predicted model, not a curated record